AAAUUUUUCCUCUAAGGCUUUGCGUCUGCCAGAAACGCCGCUUUCCCGAUCGCUGUUUUCGCAGUCGAAGCACUUAUCGGACAACGCGUCUGCCGGCUUGCCGAGCAUUUUCGUUCACCACUGUCCCCACAAUGUCAGGAGUGUACACCAAGAAAUGUGUCGAGGACGUGUGGGAUGUUUCGGAAGGGGCGCUUCCAUUCAAGCUGCAGCGGAUAGCUGAAGUUGAGUUGGGAGAGACUUCAGCAAAGAGAAAAGAAGCCCUGGAGAGGCUUUCUGAACUGUUGGAAGCCGAGCCGGAAGUGAAUGCUCAGAAAGACACCGCCUUCCUUCUGCGUUUCCUGCGGGUGCGAAAGUACGACGUAGAGUCGGCCCUGCAAACCAUUCGAAACUACUACAGGUGCCGAGAGGCCAGUGAGUCCUCUUACCGGGAAUUACUUCCAAGCAAGGUGCCGGCGGUGGCUCGCAAUCUGCUCAUGGUUCUGCCCGAGACGGAUGUCCAUGGGAGGUUGAUCCUACUCUGCAGACCAGGCUUAUGGAAGCCCGAAGAACUGCCAUACGCGGAUUUUCAUCGUGCUUGCCUGCUCUGUUUGGAACAUAUGGCGCCGAAUCCUGUUACACAGACGUCUGGAAUUGUUCUCUUGGUUGAUUAUGCCGAGUUCACCGCCGACAAGAUAUUGUGGGUGAACGUAGGGCUUGUCAGAAAAGCUCUGGGAUAUGUACAGGAAGGCAUGCCGAUGCGACUGAAAGCAGUACAUAUCGUAAGACAGUCGUAUGCUUUCGACAUGAUUUUCGCCCUCUUCAAGCCCUUCAUCAAGGCCAAGAUGGCCGAACGGUACCGCUUCCACGGCGACAACUUCGAGAAGCUUCACGAGGAAAUACCGCCCAGCGUGCUGCCCAUAGAAUAUGGUGGCCAGAGAGAGCCACUUGACUUUGAAGACUACUGGAAGCAGGUCGACUCGCAAGAGGAGUUUUUCGUGCGUGUGAACAGCUUCGGCUACUCCACAGAGUGCAAGGAUGACAUGCGCGCUGAGACUGAGAAGCUGGCCGAACUCACUUCGCUUUGAUGAGGAGAAUAUGACUGUGAAUUUCCCAAACCAUCGUUACGUUGUAUUUUUGCUAUGAAAUUUGCGAAAUAAAGAUUUUCCUCCAACAAGAUUUCCACGUGAACUGAAUCGGCACUAUGUAGUCAGCGACAAGUGAAGAAUGCAGGCGCGGCGCCUUGCAAAAGAAAAAAGAAAAAAAGGAAUUGCGAUGCCCCUGCCACUUACCCUCGGCGCUUUAACAAAUAAUUGAAUUUCAAAUGCCACCGACGCAAAGAGAAAACGCCUUAACUGUUCAGCGACAGUAAGUACACCGU
Molecule: messenger RNA, 1357 nt
Organism: Dermacentor andersoni
Lineage: Eukaryota; Metazoa; Arthropoda; Arachnida; Ixodida; Ixodidae
Product: alpha-tocopherol transfer protein-like
Cellular component (GO): membrane
Molecular function (GO): phosphatidylinositol bisphosphate binding
Source: RefSeq, a predicted model, not a curated record